AUGGAUCGUCUUAGACAUGUAUAUAAAUCAGUUGCAUAUGGACUACAAUCGCAUAAAAAUCCGUCUUCUACUGAAAUUAUACUUGUCAUAUGGGUUAUUACAUUAGUUUGUGAAGAACUUCGACAGUUAUUUGUAAUACGAGCAUCAUCAGCACGAAACGCUGUUGCAAUUUAUUUUAAAUCAUAUUGGAAUAAAUUAGAUGUUGUGACUAUAAUUCUAUUUUUCGUGGGUAUUGUACUUCGAUAUAUUUCAAUAUCAGAAUGCUUUUAUGCAGCACGGAUUGUUUUAUCAUUUGAUUUAUCUAUUUGGUUUAUAUGUACAUUGGGUAUGUUUACUACUGUAAAACUACUUGGGCCUAAACUUGUUAUAAUUGAUAAAAUGGUACAUGAUUUGAAAUUUUUCAUGUUAAUGUCUUUCGUAUUUAUACUGGCGUUUGGUGUAUCAUUUUAUAGUUUAGUAUUUGGUGUUCAACAAUUUAUUUGGCAUUUAUCACAAGCUUUAGAAACAUUCGAAGAAAAUUUUAAAGCAAAUGAACUGUCACUCGAUGACAAAAGUAUAACAAAAAUUGAAACAACUGAAGAUGCAUAUGGUGAUGAAGUUUAUUAUAAUUAUUUAAAACAGGAAAGAAAACUACUUGAUGAACCUGAUCUAGAUGAAGAACGAGUUCAAUCAUUACAGGAAAAUAUCUUAAAUAGAAUACGAAGACUUGAAAACCAUAAGCGAUUAAUUAGUAAUCAACAAGCUAUUACGUGCGAUUAUCUUGAACACUUGAUAGAUGAUUCAAAAACUAACAAUGGUAAACGUAUCAAACUAUCUUAA
Rotaria sordida is the source of this 819-nucleotide messenger RNA. The record is from the annotation of a GenBank genome assembly. Lineage: Eukaryota; Metazoa; Rotifera; Eurotatoria; Philodinida; Philodinidae.